Molecule: messenger RNA, 5997 nt
Organism: Aspergillus tanneri
Lineage: Eukaryota; Fungi; Ascomycota; Eurotiomycetes; Eurotiales; Aspergillaceae
Gene: SEC7
Product: Arf family guanine nucleotide exchange factor SEC7
Exons: 6
Coding region: 1-5997 (1998 amino acids)
Biological process (GO): regulation of ARF protein signal transduction
Molecular function (GO): guanyl-nucleotide exchange factor activity
Source: RefSeq, a predicted model, not a curated record
AUGGCGGAAGUCGAAAACGGCUCUGCCCAUGAGCCAAUCCAAACGUCUACGGGUCUAUCGCAGGCAGACAACAAAGAGAACGGGGUCGAUGUCUCCACGUACGCUGAGUCUCCGGAAGCAAUCGAGGAGGACAAACCCACAUUACCCGAUGAAUCAGAGCGUCUGCAGUUCAACGUGGAUGAAAUAGCGAAUAACAAUGAAGCACAAGGUGAAUUGGAGCCUGGUGACGGCCUCGGAUCUCCAGAGCAAGUUUCAACAUCUCCAGGGAACACCGUCGCCCCUCCACAGCUCGAAGAUGACCCUGAACAUGCGCCGAGCCAGCAGGAUGAACGCACUGAUGGGCCAGCUGAUGACCAGACAGUUAACUUACCGAAGAACACACCUAGCGAGACACAAGAAGCCGGCUCAGCACCACCUCCAGAUGUCAUUCCUGAUUUACGAGUACGCUCGGAUUCAAGAUCGACCACUGCCACACUUGCGACCCAGCGGUCUGUGACCGUCAGCUCCACCGUUUUUAUAGUGACCGCUCUUGAUACCAUUGGCUUAUCGAGGGAGGCCAGGAGGAGCAAGGAAUUGGAGGAUGCUGUGAAUGCUGCGCUGGCGAAUGUUAAACAAUCAGACCGUCUGCCCAUAGAUCCCGAAGUCAUCUUCCGCCCUCUCCACCUCGCAACGAAGAGCUUUAGCAUUCCCCUGCAAGUGACGGCUCUUGAUUGUAUCGGGAAAUUGAUCACAUACUCAUACUUCGCUUUCCCCUCGACUCAGACGGAAACCGAAUCUGGUUCGGGGCAACCCCCACUAAUUGAACGAGCUAUUGAUGCAAUUUGUGACUGUUUCGAAAACGAAGCGACACCAAAUGAAAUCCAACAACAAAUCAUCAAAUCUCUUCUCGCGGCAGUCUUGAACGACAAGAUCGUGGUACAUGGAGCAGGCCUCCUGAAAGCUGUCCGUCAGAUAUAUAACAUAUUUAUAUACUCCAAGUCCAGUCAAAACCAGCAAAUAGCCCAGGGAUCUUUGACGCAGAUGGUUGGCACGGUUUUCGACAGGGUACGUGUAAGGCUUGAACUGAAAGAACUGCGUGUGCGCGAGGGCGACAAAGGCCAGGGUAUAACCUCCGAUACCGUUAACCUUGAGCCUGACGACGCGGCUCAGACAAAUGAGGAAGAUCAUACAUCGGAUGUAGUCUCUGGAACGCCCCCUGAUCAACCCGUCUCAAAAGAGCCUAUUGAAAAACUUACGUUGCAAAGUUUUGAAUCUAGCAAAGAUGUUACCUCUGUCAAUGACAAUGCCCCGACAACGGUUACCCGUGCUAAAAUAGGCCAGACGCCUGCGCGGCCUUCAUCCAUGAUCCUUGGAGAGGAGCGAGAAGAUUCUGAUAGCCCCGCAGACGACGAUGAAGAUGAAAUUUACGUCAAGGACUCUUACUUAGUUUUCAGGGCUCUCUGCAAGCUGAGCCACAAGAUCCUCGGCCACGACCAACAGCAAGAUCUGAAAUCUCAAAAUAUGAGAUCGAAGUUGUUAUCCCUGCAUCUUAUCCACUACCUUAUUAACAACCACGUCUCCGUUUUCAUAUCCCCUCUAUUGACAAUUCGACAAAGCUCUAAUAGCACGGAUGCCAUGACUCUCCUCCAGGCUGUUCGUCCUCAUCUAUGCUUGAGCCUUAGUCGAAAUGGUUCAAGCUCUGUUCCUAGAGUUUUUGAGGUUUGCAGUGAGAUAUUUUGGCUUAUGCUCAAACAUAUGAGGGUGAUGAUGAAGAAAGAGCUCGAGGUUUUCUUGAAAGAGAUUUACCUCGCCAUCCUAGAGAAGCGAAACUCGCCCACCUUUCAAAAGCAGUAUUUCAUGGAGAUUUUGGAGAGGCUGGCGGGUGAUCCGCGUGCGUUGGUUGAGAUAUACCUCAAUUAUGACUGUGACAGAACGGCACUAGAAAAUAUCUUCCAGAAUGUCAUUGAACAACUAUCACGAUACUCGAGCGUACCGGUAGCUGUGACCGCUUUCCAACAACAGCAAUACCAGGAACACUAUGUUAAAGUCUCGAAGUUGGGAAACGAAUGGCAUCAACACGGCACAUUGCCACCUACACUGACCAGCGCAAAUAUUUCCAAUAGCUCGCAGAUGAAUCUGCAAGGUGUACCUCCAGAGUAUAUACUGAAGAAUCAAGCAGUUGAGUGUUUGGUGGAAAUUCUGCAAUCUUUGGACAACUGGGCCUCGCAGCGCAUCGCCGACCACACCGCUGCUGCUCCUAAUCGUUCUUCGCAAAAGUCGAUUGACAACUCUAGAGAGUCGCUUGAUACCAACGCUGGCGCCUAUCUUUCUUCUCCAAGGAUUGAUGGUGAUGGCAGUACCGGCCGGUCAACGCCAGUGGCGGAGGACGAUCCUAGUCAAAUAGAAAAAGUGAAGCAACGGAAAAUUGCCCUCACGAAUGCCGUGCAACAAUUCAACUUCAAGCCCAAGCGCGGAAUCAAGCUUUUUAUCAAGGAGGGCUUCGUACGUUCCGAUUCCCCGGAAGAUCUGGCAGCCUUCCUGAUCCGAAACGAGAGGUUAGAUAAAGCCAUGCUAGGCGAGUAUCUUGGAGAGGGGGAUGCUGAAAAUAUCGCAAUUAUGCACGCCUUUGUUGACACGAUGGACUUUGCAAAGCGGCGUUUUGUUGAUGCGCUUCGCCAAUUCCUACAGCAUUUCCGCUUGCCAGGGGAAGCGCAGAAGAUCGAUCGUUUCAUGCUCAAGUUUGCCGAGCGCUACACAACUCAGAACCCAAAUGCUUAUGCCAACGCAGAUACAGCAUAUGUGCUUGCGUACUCUGUUAUCAUGCUCAACACCGAUCAACACAGUUCCAAGAUCAGAGGUAACCGCAUGACCAAGGAAGAUUUCAUCAAAAACAAUAGGGGUAUAAAUGAUAAUCAAGAUUUGCCCGAUGAUUACCUAGGAUCUAUCUAUGAUGAGAUUGCGAACAAUGAAAUUGUGCUUGAUACCGAAAGAGAGCAUGCAGCGAAUAUUGGACUCCCUGCAUCCACUCCCAGCGGGUUAGCUUCUAGGGCUGGGCAGGUCUUCGCUACUGUCGGACGGGACAUUCAGGGCGAGAAGUAUGCACAGGCAUCCGAAGAGAUGGCCAACAAAACCGAGCAACUGUACAGAAGCUUAAUACGGGCUCAACGGAAGACAGCAGUCAAAGAGGCACUCUCACGUUUUAUCCCCGCAACAUCUGUCCAGCAUGUCGGUUCUAUGUUUAAUGUCACUUGGAUGUCUUUCCUUUCCGGGCUAUCAGCCCCCAUGCAGGACACCCAGUAUCUGGAGAUCAUCAAGCUUUGCAUGGAAGGAAUGAAACUUGCCAUCCGUAUUAGCUGCGCGUUUGACUUGGAAACGCCUCGGGUCGCCUUCGUGACAGCUUUGGCCAAGUUCACCAACUUAGGUAAUAUCAGGGAGAUGAUGGCCAAGCACGUCGAGGCCCUGAAAGUAUUGCUUGAUGUCGCUCUUACGGAAGGCAAUCGUCUUAAGAACUCCUGGAGAGAAAUCCUGACUUGUGUCAGCCAGCUCGAUAGACUUCAACUACUGACUGAUGGUGUUGACGAGGGGUCUUUACCAGAUGUCUCUCGAGCCCGUAUCGUGCCCCAUGCCUCCUCAGAUACGUCUUCUCGCAGGUCAAUUCAAUCUUCGAGACGUCCCCGCCCGAGGUCUAUAAAUGGUCCCACUGCUUUCCGCGCAGAAGUUGCCAUGGAAAGCCGAUCUGCGGAAAUGAUCAGAGGUGUCGAUCGAAUCUUUACCAAUACAGCCAAUCUUUCCCACGACGCUAUAAUUGAAUUUGUACGGGCGCUGAGUGAAGUGAGCUGGCAGGAAAUCCAGUCCUCUGGACAAACCGACUCUCCUCGGACAUACAGCUUGCAGAAACUGGUUGAAAUCAGCUACUACAACAUGACAAGAGUCAGGAUAGAAUGGUCUAAAAUUUGGGAGGUUCUUGGACAGCAUUUCAACCAAGUUGGGUGUCACUCAAAUACCACUGUUGUCUUCUUUGCACUGGAUUCUCUCCGGCAACUCUCAAUGCGCUUCAUGGAGAUCGAAGAACUUCCAGGUUUUAAAUUCCAAAAGGACUUCCUUAAGCCAUUCGAACACGUCAUGGCAAAUAGCAAUGCCGUUACUGUAAAAGACAUGAUUCUCCGGUGUCUCAUACAAAUGAUCCAAGCACGCGGUGACAACAUUCGCUCUGGUUGGAAAACAAUGUUUGGUGUGUUCACAGUUGCUGCUCGAGAGCCUUACGAGGGAAUUGUGAACAUGGCUUUCGAGCAUGUCACGCAGGUAUAUAACACCCGCUUCGGGGUUGUGAUUACACAGGGUGCAUUCCCUGACCUUAUUGUAUGCCUCACGGAAUUCUCAAAGAACAUGAGAUUUCAGAAGAAGUCGCUGCAGGCGAUUGAAACGCUAAAGUCAACGGUCACUAAAAUGCUGAGAUCGCCGGAAUGUCCUCUUUCCCACCGCGGGCCGUCAUCGGAAGAAGUCCACAAUGAUGCCACGAACCUCGCCAAACAGCUCACCCGCCAAUCAAAGGAGGAGCAGUUUUGGUACCCAAUUCUCAUUGCUUUCCAGGAUGUUCUGAUGACAGGUGAUGACCUUGAGGUUCGAUCACGAGCAUUGACAUAUCUUUUUGAUACGUUGAUUCGAUAUGGCGGUGACUACCCUCAAGAGUUCUGGGAUGUUCUUUGGCGGCAACUUCUCUACCCUAUCUUCGUUGUGCUACAGUCAAAGUCUGAAAUGUCUAAAGUCCCUAACCAUGAGGAGCUUUCCGUUUGGCUUUCCACGACGAUGAUCCAGGCGUUGCGGAAUAUGAUCACGCUCUUCACACAUUAUUUCGAUGCGCUGGAGUACAUGCUGGGCCGCAUACUAGAGCUUCUUACUCUAUGCAUCUGCCAGGAAAACGACACGAUUGCGCGCAUCGGCAGCAACUGCUUGCAACAGUUGAUACUACAGAAUGUUAUGAAAUUCAAGCAAGAGCACUGGACAAAAGUUGUUGGCGCUUUUGUUGUCCUAUUCAGCAAGACCACUGCCUAUGAAUUGUUCACUGCUGCAGCGUCUAUCUAUUCCAAGUCACCAAUCCCACUGAAGUCUGCAAAUGGGGAUCCAGAUGGUAGAGAUGAUGGUGGUGCUCCAGAAUCUCCCGAAUCGGCGCCAGUCUCGGAGCAUUUGACCGAUCCUCCAAAGGCCAACGGCCUGCAGAAUGUGGAACACGAGCAUGAAGAGGGUGACAUGCCUUCCACAUCAAGCACCGAAUUGGAAGAUUACCGACCCCAAGCAGAUGUGCAACAACAGCCAGCCGCCGUCACCGUAGCACGACGUCGGUUUUUCAACCGGAUUAUAACAAACUGCGUCCUCCAGUUACUUAUGAUCGAAACUGUGCAUGAGUUGUUUUCAAACGAUAAAGUUUAUGCACAAAUACCGAGCCAUGAGCUUCUCAGGCUGAUGGGGCUUUUGAAGAAGAGUUACCAAUUUGCCAAGAAGUUCAACGAGGACAAGGACCUCCGGAUGCAGCUUUGGCGCCAGGGAUUCAUGAAGCAGCCGCCAAAUUUGCUCAAACAGGAGAGUGGGAGUGCUGCAACUUACGUUCAUAUUCUUUUCCGCAUGUACCACGAUGAGAGGGACGAAAGGAGGAGCAGCCGUGCGGAGACAGAGUCCGCGCUCAUCCCACUGUGUGCCGAUAUAAUUCGCAGCUUUGUCCGUCUGGAUGAAGAUUCACAACAUCGCAACAUAGUAGCCUGGCGCCCUGUCGUUGUGGAUGUCCUGGACGGCUACACCAACUUUCCUUCUGAAGGCUUUGAUAAGCAUGUUGAGACCUUCUACCCGCUGUGCGUUGAUCUACUAGGUCGUGAGUUGAAUCCUGAAAUUCGCAUUGCUAUUCAGGCAUUGCUUCGGAGAAUUGGUGAGGUGAAACUAGGAAUUCCUGCUGUGCAAAUAUCCAUCAGCCCAAGGAAGUCAGCCUCCCAGCCUUCUAAUCGCAAACUGAGCGGGGACCCUGAGUAG